UGCCGGCGUAGUCGCUGCUGUCGCUGUUUUCGCCGCCGCCAUUUCCACGGCAGGAAGAGUGAGGUUCUGGGGCAGGUGGAGGCGGCGGUGGAGUAAGUUUACAAACAGGGGAGCCUUUGCGUCUGCCUCCUCUGCCAGAUAUGGCCAAUGUUGGGUCCAGGCCCAAAGAAUGGACACUUAAAUUUUCAGGUGCUUUGUAACAGAGCCAGACUGGUUUCCUAUCUCCCGGGAUUUUGCUCUUUAGUUAAGAGGGUUGUCAACCCCAGAGCCUUUUCAACUGCAGGAUCUUCAGGUUCCGAUGAAUCUCAUGUGGCUACUGCACCUCCAGAUAUUUGCACUCGAACAGUAUGGCCUGAUGAAGUUAUGGGACCAUUUGGACCUCAGGAUCAGAGAUUCCAGCUUCCUGGAAACAUAGGAUUUGAUUGUCACCUCAAUGGCACUGCUUCACAGAAGAAAAACCAAGUUAAUAAAACUUUGCCUGAUGUUCUAGCAGAACCAUUAUCAAGUGAAAGACAUGAAUUCGUAAUGGCACAAUAUGUAAAUGAAUUUCAAGGUCAUAAUACACCUGUUGAACAGGAAAUUAACAGUGCAGAAACUUACUUUGAAAGUGCCAGGGUAGAGUGUGCAAUCCAAACAUGUCCAGAAUUGCUGCGAAGAGAUUUUGAAUCACUAUUUCCAGAAAUGUCUAAUAGCAAACUAAUGAUUCUGACUGUAACACAGAAAACUCAGAAUGAUAUGACUGUUUGGAGUGAAGAGGUAGAAACUGAAAGAGAAAUGCUCUUAGAAAAGUUCAUCAGUGGUGCUAAGGAAAUUUGCUAUGCUCUUCGAGCAGAAGGCUAUUGGGCUGACUUUAUUGACCCAUCAUCUGGCUUGGCAUUUUUUGGACCAUAUACAAACAACACUCUUUUUGAAACAGAUGAACGCUACCGACAUUUAGGUUUCUCUGUCGAUGAUCUUGGCUGCUGUAAAGUGAUUCGUCAUAGCCUCUGGGGCACCCAUGUAUUUGUAGGAAGUAUUUUCACUAAUGCAACACCAGACAGCCAUAUUAUGAAGAAAUUAAGUGGAAACUAACAGUAACAUCAGUUUAUUUGCUGUACUGUUUAUACAUGAUGGAUUGAUCUAUAAACACUGUCAAGACUUCAGGUUUUAAAAUAUACUUAUUUUGUAGGUAUUUAUUUCAAUAUUUCUGAAUUUGCAACAUUGGCAGGUGGUUUGAGGUUCUAAAUUGCAAACUUCAUUAUUGAUAUUUUCAUUGAAUACAUGUUGAGCACAUCCAUAUUGCACAGAAUGUGACAGUUAACAUGUAACCAGGGUAUGGUCUUAUUUCUCCCCUUUAUUGGAAAAACUUCAUUUUUAAUUAUUUUUCUCCAAAAAUAAAUCACACUUUUGGUUA
This is a messenger RNA of Lepus europaeus (European hare), 1393 nucleotides long. It is a transcript of the gene MMADHC, whose product is annotated as metabolism of cobalamin associated D. Lineage: Eukaryota; Metazoa; Chordata; Mammalia; Lagomorpha; Leporidae. The transcript is spliced from 9 exons. The record is from RefSeq and is a predicted model, not a curated record. Gene Ontology annotation, cellular component: mitochondrion. Gene Ontology annotation, biological process: cobalamin metabolic process. Bases 148 to 1071 code for a protein of 307 amino acids.